Molecule: messenger RNA, 2471 nt
Organism: Dreissena polymorpha
Lineage: Eukaryota; Metazoa; Mollusca; Bivalvia; Myida; Dreissenidae
Product: DNA-(apurinic or apyrimidinic site) endonuclease 2-like
Exons: 7
Coding region: 43-1737 (564 amino acids)
Biological process (GO): base-excision repair
Cellular component (GO): nucleus
Molecular function (GO): double-stranded DNA 3'-5' DNA exonuclease activity; phosphoric diester hydrolase activity; zinc ion binding
Source: RefSeq, a predicted model, not a curated record
AUAAAAAUAUACCAACUGCUACCAACAAAUCUAAUACUAAUAAUGAAGAUAGUUUCAUGGAAUAUAAAUGGGAUUCGAGCUUCAAAAACAAAUCUGAAAACACUAAUUGAAGAUAUCGGAAGCGAUGUUAUGUGUUUUCAAGAGACCAAAGUGACUAGGGAUAUGCUAGAUGAACCUACAGCAAUCUUGGAUGGAUACAAUUCCUACUUCAGCUUUUCAAGGAAAAGAAGUGGAUAUUCAGGUGUGGCCAAUUAUUGCAAAGACUCUGCAACCCCCGUCAAGGCAGAAGAAGGUCUCUCAGGAGGUCUGACCACCAACAAAAAUGGGUCUAUUGGUUGCUAUGGCAACCAGACAUCUUUUCUUGAGGAUGAACUGAAAGAUUUGGAUGCUGAAGGUCGCACAAUCAUUACUCAGCAUAGGGUCAGGUUUCCAAGUGGAGAGGAGAAAGACCUGGCCAUCAUUAACGUGUACUGUCCGCGGUUUGACCCAGACCGGGAGGACAGGCAUCAGUACAAACUGCGCUUCUUUGCACUGCUACAGACCAGGUCCGAGGCUAUACUAGCAAGUGGCAGUCAUGUGAUCAUACUAGGGGAUAUCAACACCACGCAUCGACAGCUCGACAGAUGUGAUGAAGAAGACAAUGAGUCACACAAGCGUCCGAGUCGACUAUGGUUAAAUCAGAUGCUGUAUGAUAAAGGUCGUGACCCUAAAUUAGAGACUGACCUUGACCCUCAAGAGUUCAUUGCUAUUACUCCACACAUUGUUGGGGGCAAAUUCAUGGACAGUUUCCGGCAUUUCUACCCUGAAAAGGAGGGUUGUUUCUCCAAUUGGUGCACACUGACCAACGCACGCUCUACCAACUAUGGCCGCAGGUUGGACUAUAUCCUCACAGACGUGGAAUUGUCAGAGCAGUGUCUGAAAUCUGCCAGCAUUCUGGCUCACAUAGAGGGGUCAGAUCACUGCCCUGUCACUGUGGAGCUGACCUGUGAAUUCAUACCCGCAAAAACCUGCCCACCUCUGUGUACAAAGUUCAUGCCGGAAUUUAGCGGUAAACAACAGAAAUUAUCUACUUUUUUUACGAAAUUGAUUAAACAUGACACAAUAACAAUAAAUAAUGAGAGUGUUCAAGAUGCUUUCAAAGGAACUGAUGUUAGUAAAGGUGUGAAAAGGUCGCCACAGAAGAUUCAGUCACAGCCAUUGAAGAAACAAAAGACACUUGAAGUAAAGAAAGGCAGCCAGGGAAAACAAGGUGACCUCAUGUCAUUUUUUAAAGGACCAGGUUCCAAGUCAGACACAACUGUAAACUCUUCUCAAGUAAAUGAUACGAAAAACAUUGUUACAGAUCCCAAAUCAAAUUCAUUCUCAUUGAGUGUGACAGUUGAAGAGGCUAGAAUUAAAACAAAAACAGAUCUCUUGUCAACUAGUAAAUACUUUACUGGUGAUCCAAAUAGUGCUGAGAUUGUGUCCAACAAUGAACUUGAAAAUGAAGAGCUGGUAACAAAUAUUGUAAAUGACAAUAAAAGCUCGACAACCAAUGCUUGGAAAAACAUUCUAGGUGGACUAGGCCCAGCCCCAUUGUGCAAGGGCCACAAAGAACCAUGUGUGUUGAGAAUGGUGAAAAAGCCAGGGCCUAAUAAAGGAAAGCAAUUUUACGCAUGUGCUAGGGGCGAGGGACUGAAAACUAAUCCAGAAGCAAGGUGCGAGACAUUCCAGUGGGUUGUGAAAAAGAAACUCUGAAUAAGUGGAUAUCAUUGCAUGAUAAUAAAAACUUUAACCUGGGAUCAUAAACUUUGCAUGCAUUUCUUGUAACUAAGCUGCUAAUGUUUUUUUUGCGUUUAUUGAUAUUUAAGUAAAAUAAAACCUUUGCAUAUAAGAGUAUUGUCUAUGGUUUUAUGUAACAAUAUGAAUAUGUUUUAUUGAAUGAAUUACCUGGGCAAAUGCGAUGCAGUCAAGAGAUAUUAAAUCCAUUAAUAUAACUGAACAACGAUUGUGGUUAGGAAAAUAGCUAUUAAAGUUCCUGGUCAAUUGCAAACUUUUGGAUACCUAUAUAUUGUAAUGGAGGCUCAUUGUGUUUACACAUAUAAACAAGUUUGUGUGUUUCGACGUCCUUAUUUGUUGGUGACUUGUGUAAAAAUAAUUCACACGCACGGCUUGGAAUUGCAGACGAAAUAUUGGAGUUGUGUAAAAUUAAUAUAGCGUCGUGUAACCGGUAAACUGUAAAAUCUAUUUAUUUUAAAUAAAGUUAAGUGGAUAUUUAAAAUCCGUAAUUGAUUGAGAAAAAAAUAUGCAGUUUGAUAUCAUAUACAAACUUACAAAUCUGAGGAAAAAAUAUUCUCUUUAUAUUUUCAGCUCUUAGUUGUGUCAAUACAGCAUUGAAUGUAUUGAAUUCAUUAUCUUUUGCGUGUAUGGUCGUGUACUGUAGUGAUUGUAGUCUGUUUAUUUGUGUUUGCAAUAAAUGACUUGUGUCAUUA